CUACACAUAUACUUUUCAAAUCUAGGACUGUGUUGACAGUCGUAUUUAAAAAAAUGCUGUUUACUACUGGACUGAAUUGUCCGUUCAACAAGGAUCAGCUUGUAGCAGGCUAGUACUACUAGCGAGCUAGCGUGACCAAACUGCACUGCAGGUUAGACGUUUAUCUGACGUUUAUUAAAAUCCUGCAUUUUAAGAUGAUUUUUAAUUUAUCUAACAAAACAAAGAGCUUGUGGACAAAUGCAUUGGCUCACGUAUACAUAUUGUCAUGAAGAACGACAAAGAAAUUGUAGGAACUUUAUUGGGUUUCGAUGAUUUCGUCAACAUGGUGUUGGAGGAUGUGACAGAAUUUGAAAUCACACCAGAAGGGAGAAGAAUAACAAAACUGGACCAGAUCCUGCUCAAUGGCAACAACAUUACCAUGCUCAUACCUGGAGGCGAAGGACCUGAAGUAUGACAUGAGAAUCAGUGAAGAGCUGAAAACAUGUUUUUGUUGUUGCAGUGGAUGUUAACUUGCCUUCUUAUCCUAAUAUUCUGUUGGUAAUUUGUUUGUUCUUUUUCAGUCUUUAGGUUUUGAGAAAAUAUUUUUUUGUAAGAACAGAUUUAUGAUUGGUGUGACAAUGGUUUUGACCAUAAAUUAUGAAAAUGUGUUAAGUCAACCUUUUGUUAUAAUUAAAUUCCAAAAUGACACACAGUA
This is a messenger RNA of Osmerus eperlanus (European smelt), 694 nucleotides long. It is a transcript of the gene lsm5, whose product is annotated as LSM5 homolog, U6 small nuclear RNA and mRNA degradation associated. The transcript is spliced from 5 exons. Gene Ontology annotation, molecular function: RNA binding. NCBI's taxonomy places the organism in Eukaryota, Metazoa, Chordata, Actinopteri, Osmeriformes, Osmeridae. Gene Ontology annotation, biological process: mRNA splicing, via spliceosome. The record is from RefSeq and is a predicted model, not a curated record. Gene Ontology annotation, cellular component: U6 snRNP; U4/U6 x U5 tri-snRNP complex; Lsm1-7-Pat1 complex. The coding region runs from base 266 to 454 and encodes 62 amino acids.